CCUCAACAUCAUCGCAGCUAUCAUCGUUACCACUGAUGAUGAGAGACUAAAGAUGAAGAUGGAUAGGAGAGAGACUGGUAUUGUUCUUUCUCGUGAGAAGCGACAGAACCUCUGGCGUGGAGACGGCAUUCCUGUUGACUGGGCUUGGGUCUAUGAUAACUCUGAAGCCAGCUGGCCAGGAUUCCGUGCCAAGCUUGUCAGUGCGUUGAAGAGGGACGGGGUAGAUCUUAAAUUUGUUCUUAUCUUUGGUCCAGAUGCCAUCACUGCGGGUGGUGGAUAUAACCCUGAGUGCUGGAACUGCGGCGAUGCUAUUACCAGUGACAUUUCUCGCUCUGUUGACUUUCGCUACCCCAACAGUCUCCGACAACUGGCAGGUUGCGAGCCCUGGAUAAACCUGGAGGAUGGUCGAGCUCGGUUUGAUAACAAGAUCUCAAUUUGUCGCCAGAACCGAACCCGGCCCAGGGGGACUAUCCGAUUCAUACCAUGUGAUCUGGACCAACGACCUCAAGAUGCGCCUAGCUCGACUAAGAUUCGAGAGAUCAUUGAGAGCUCGCCUGAGGAAGAAUGGGAGGAGAAGCUGAAGGGUAUCGCACUCCACCCGAAGCUUUUGGUUGAGUAUCUGAAGGAGCUUCCUCCGCCUACAAAGCCUGCCACCGAGUCGAAGGAAGAUCUUGCGAAGAAGGAGUGGGAAAGGAUUGUUUGGUAA
Fusarium verticillioides 7600 is the source of this 706-nucleotide messenger RNA. RefSeq lists its product as hypothetical. The transcript has a single exon. NCBI's taxonomy places the organism in Eukaryota, Fungi, Ascomycota, Sordariomycetes, Hypocreales, Nectriaceae. The record is from RefSeq and is a predicted model, not a curated record. The coding region runs from base 53 to 706 and encodes 217 amino acids.